ACUGUCAUCGUCGUCGUCGUCAUCAUCAUCAUCAUCAUCAUGCCUUAAACGGGAUGCUUUAUUAGGAGAUUUAUUUUGAAAGAAACCGGAUAUACACCUUUUCUUGCGUUAAGCUUGACAACAGCUAAGGUUAGUUGACAUGCUAACCCUAACCAAUAUAACGCUAAUCACGAAUGUGUCGGGACUCUUUCUAUGGGAGCACUAUUCAUCAUAAUUACGAAGUUUUAGUGCUCCUCUUAGUUUCUGCAUAGGACCUCUGGACAGUAGCACCAUGUUUGCUAUGUGCAAGACGAGCGAGCUAACAAGCUAGCAGCGGUAACGGUAUUUUGGGUUCACUGAUGUUUUAAUAGUCUGCAGUUGGCUUCUGGCUUCUGGCUAACGUUAGUUGGAAUUGCACACUGAACAAGCUAACGAUGACCAGCGGCUCAACCAUACACAGUAUAUAACGCCUGAAUAUGUGCAUGACGUUAGACUUUCUGGAGCCGGGAUUUAAAGAAUAAGUGAAGAGGCGUGGAAAGUAAGUUACCAGGGAUGUAAUUUCGAGCACGGGCUCCUAGCGUUAUUUACAACUGGAUAACGAUAUAUGUAUAGGGCAACGCUUGUUUGCUCCGUGGAAUGACGACGUUUGCUUCGUUCGGCUGCCUCAAACACGGGCGUCGGUGAUGCUGUCGACCGCUGGCCAAAUGCCCCGCUCGUCCGAAUUGGGACAGAGCACCCAAACUUCAUUAUAAACCAUGACAAGCUGCGAGUAUCAACAAAUCGACCCCCAGGCACUUCCGACGCCAACCCCGGCCCCUCCACCUCAUCACGGAAACGACCGUGACAAGAGAGAGGAGCCGAAAAGACCGAGGAGAAAGUGGCAAGUUUUCCCCGGAAAGAAUCGUUUCUACUGCGAUGGACGGAUCAUGGUGGCCCGGCAGAGUGGGGUCUUGCCCCUCACUCUGGGCCUUAUUGUCAUCACAAGUGGAUUGUUCUUUAUAUUUGACUGUCCCUUCCUGGUCAAACACCUGACCAGCUGCAUACCUGUUAUCGGAGGAGGCCUCUUUGUAUUUGUGGUCAUCACCUUGCUCCAGACCAGCCUCACUGACCCCGGCAUCCUGCCCAGAGCAACACCAGAUGAGGCUGCAGACAUUGAGAAGCAGAUUGACAACACUGGAAAUGCCAGCUAUCGGCCUCCGCCGCGCACCAAGGAAGUCCUCAUCAACCAGCAGGUGGUGAAGCUCAAGUACUGUUUCUCCUGCAAGAUGUUCCGGCCUCCGCGCACCUCCCACUGCAGCCUGUGUGACAACUGUGUGGAGCGAUUCGACCAUCACUGCCCCUGGGUGGGGAACUGUGUGGGAAAACGCAACUACCGGUUCUUCUACACCUUCAUCGUGUCGCUCUCAUUCCUGACGGCGUUCAUCUUCGGCUGUGUGACCACACAUCUAGCACUGAGGGCUCAAGGUGGAAAAGGCCUGGUGUUUGCUCUGCAAGAGAGUCCGGGCAGUGCAGUGGAGCUGGUGAUAUGUUUCUUCUCAGUCUGGUCCAUCUUGGGCCUCUCAGGCUUCCAUACGUACCUGGUUGCUUCCAACCUCACCACUAAUGAAGAUAUUAAAGGUUCCUGGUCAGGGAAGAGUGGAGAAGGUGUCACCAACCCAUACAGCCAUAAAAACAUCUUCAUCAACUGUUGCUCUGUGCUCUGUGGACCCAUGCCACCCAGCUUGAUCGACAGACGGGGUUUCCUGCCCACAGAUGAAUCUGUCCAGACAGCCGGCGCGGGCAUCGAGCUGCCCGCUCUGGCCGCUAAAAGCGAGAUAAACGUGGUAGGAGGGUCUUCCCAGCCGGCUUCUGGCUUGCCGGAGUCCCCAUCCCCUGUGCCUGCACCCCCCCACUCCCACCAAAACUCUUCCUCUGUCUGACUGAAGCCUUGUUGCCGGGCUGUAGCUCCAACCCAGCAUCUGUCUGCUGCCUGCUGCCGACUGGGUUAAUCCCUACAUAUACUGUGUUUACACUGCAGUCAGAGCUUCAGCAUUUAUUACUUUCCCCUCAGCGCAAACUAGAUUUAAAAAGCAUUUUUCAAAAUAUGUUGAAAACUUGGUGUACACUAUCAUAAUUAGUUUGAAUCAAAUUGCAAAGCAGGUUAAAGGUGCUCUAAGCGAAGUCAUGCGUUUGUUUUUAGGCUACAACAUUUUUUUUGUCACAUAUAGCAAACAUCUCACUAUCCGCGAGCUGCCUGUCCCCUGAACACACUGUAAAAAACAGCCCAGGCUCCACAAAUGGGCCCACCGGCAGUACUUUAUCGUAAUGGUAAAUGCUAACACGGUGCAACAGUAGCACCAAUGGGGACAAGUGAAACUGGCUCAGUAAUGUCAAUUAUGCAGCAAUAGCACUUUUUUUAGGCUUGCUAACAGUAGCCACAGCAAGCUACUGGUCUUUCCAGACUAAGUAAGGCUGUAGCAGCAGUGUGUUUUUAUUUCUAAGGAUUUCAACUUGUUAUUUGUGAGAGGGAGUUGUCAUUUCUUUUUUUAAGUACAGAGUUGGAGUCAGGACAAGUUUAGCGUAGGCUAGCAUAUCUCUGGCCAAAGUGAAUCAAGUAACCCACAGCAGCCCAGAACCUCACAGAUGAACAUGUUUCAUCUUGUUUGUGAUUUUUAUGGAGUUAUUGAGCUGGAACUUUUUCCGAACCAGGCACUUUAGAGGUGUUGCUAGGCCUGGUUUCCCAUUUGGACGGACCCGGACUAGCUAGUCUCUCCCCCCUGUUUUCAAGUCUUUGUGCUAAGGUAAGCUAACCGGCUGCUGGCCGUAGCUUCAUAUUUCUUGUGCGUUCCAUUUACCUCGGAACUCGAAAGCCGAAGCUGGAGAUGACGUCCCAUCCGAGUUGAACGCGUUCCAUUUACAAGUCUGAUUUUUUUUCAUUGUCUUCGUUAGCUCUAGCCAGGUUAGCCAUUGUUAGCAAUGCCAGUUUCUAAUAACGCAUUACGGCUGUUUGUUGU
Molecule: messenger RNA, 2972 nt
Organism: Perca flavescens (yellow perch)
Lineage: Eukaryota; Metazoa; Chordata; Actinopteri; Perciformes; Percidae
Gene: zdhhc18b
Product: zDHHC palmitoyltransferase 18b
Exons: 8
Coding region: 735-1898 (387 amino acids)
Biological process (GO): protein targeting to membrane; peptidyl-L-cysteine S-palmitoylation
Cellular component (GO): endoplasmic reticulum; Golgi apparatus
Molecular function (GO): protein-cysteine S-palmitoyltransferase activity
Source: RefSeq, a predicted model, not a curated record